Messenger RNA from Dunckerocampus dactyliophorus (ringed pipefish), 2621 nucleotides. RefSeq names its product granulin b (gene grnb). The coding region runs from base 281 to 2407 and encodes 708 amino acids. NCBI's taxonomy places the organism in Eukaryota, Metazoa, Chordata, Actinopteri, Syngnathiformes, Syngnathidae. The record is from RefSeq and is a predicted model, not a curated record. Gene Ontology annotation, cellular component: extracellular region. The transcript has 14 exons.
GGUCACAUGUCACCGUGUCAUGUGAUUGUGAAUUGCGUGAACCGAGAGAGACACUGAAGACUAUCAGUUUUGUGUCACUUUGUCUCAGAUGUGACUGCUUUUAACUCUUUUUGACGAAGAAAACACGGCUAUUCAGUGUAUGUUAGCCGACUAGCAUGCUAAACUAACUUCCGUUGCUAGCUUAUCGUGUGACGUUAGCUCGCAGAUGUCAGUUGUUGGAGGAGCACAAAUGCAUACAGGAGACUAUUGCGUUUAGCUGACGUCAUUCGCUGCCUCUACGAUGGCCCUGCAGAUAUCUUUUCAUCACUGCAGCAUUUUGGGUUUGACCCUGCUGACUGUGAGCACUGCCCUGGUUUGUCCUGAUGGCGGCGUGUGCGAGGACAAGAGCACCUGCUGUAAGAGCACAGUGGGAGGAUACGGAUGCUGCCCGCUGCCACACGCUGUGUGCUGCUCAGAUGGCCUCCACUGCUGCUUUGAGGGCACCGUGUGUGACCUGCUCCACGCCAGAUGUGUCAACAAAACCACGUCCCUUCCCUGGGUCAGACCACGUCCUCCCGAGCAGCUGAGUCAGCGAGCGGCAGCCGUCAUGUGCCCUGACCAGCAGUCCGAGUGUCCGGACACCACCACGUGCUGCCAGCUUCCUGAUGGCGCCUGGGGAUGCUGCCCAUUAGCCAAGGCGGUGUGCUGUGAAGACAAGCGUCACUGUUGUCCCGAGGGAACCACGUGCGAUCUCGUCCAUUCCAUGUGCGCCUCGCCGUCAGGCGGCUGGCUCCCCUUGCUGGGCAAACUUCCUGCCAGGAGCCGCGCGGCGAGGGAUGAUGAUGUCAUCACUGCAGUGACCGCUGUCGCAUCGGUGACGUGUCCCGGUGGAGGAAGCAGCUGUCCCGACACUUUCACCUGCUGUCUACUCGCCAGUGGAGACUAUGGAUGCUGUCCUUACCCGGACGCCAUGUGCUGCGGAGAUCAUGUCCACUGUUGCCCCCGCGAUAGUGUGUGCGACCUGCAGCACGGCCUGUGCCAGUCAGCUGAUUAUCACGUGCCGCUCUCAGAGAAACUUCCGGCAUGGGCCAGCGACAUGGAGUGUCCUGACAAGACGUCCGUCUGUCCUGACAAGACAACAUGCUGCCAAACGAUCUCUGGAGAGUUCGCCUGCUGCCCCAUGCCUGACGCUGUCUGCUGCGCAGACCACCUCCACUGUUGUCCUCACGGCACUGUGUGCAAUAUGGCCACCGCCACAUGUGAUCAUCCCGCAGACGGCACCGUGUGGCCCCGCAUUGCCUUGGCGGAGAACACCAAGUGUGACGAGUCUGUGUCGUGCCCCGGCCUGUCCACCUGCUGUAGGACCACCGGCGGGGGCUGGGCCUGCUGCCCCCUGGAGCAGGCUGUGUGCUGCGACGACCACCUGCACUGCUGUCCUCACGGCAAGGAGUGCAACUUAGAGGCUGAGACAUGCGACGACCCCUUAGGUGUGUCCCCACCCCUGCCCUGGGUUGCAAAGAUGGCCGCCGUGCAGGACGAGGAGUGCGACCAGCAGACUGUGUGCCCUGCGGGGAGCACCUGCUGCAAGGUGGCGGCGGGGCAGUGGGCAUGCUGCCCGUUACCACAGGCCGUGUGCUGCGACGACCUCCAGCACUGCUGUCCCGGCGGUUACAAGUGCAACGUGGCCGAGCAGACGUGCGACAAGCCCGGCCAGCUCAGCCUCCCUUGGUUCCGGAAGACGGCGGCCCGGCAGCGGCUCACUUCAGCCGGGAAGAUGUGCGACGAUCGGACCAGCUGCCCCAGCGAAACGAGCUGCUGCUUCAUGAAGAGGACGCACACGUGGGGCUGCUGCCCACUGCUGCGGGCCGUCUGCUGUGACGACGGAGAGCACUGCUGUCCCGCCGGACAUGUGUGUGAGCCGCACCGCGCGUCCUGCUCUAGAGGACACCAUGUUGUACCCUGGCUCUCCAAAAUUGAUGCCCGCACGCGGCCGGCGGCUGUGGCUGACAUCAAAUGUGAUGACAAAAGCAGUUGCGCGGCGGGAACGACCUGCUGCAAGCUGCCCACCGGAGAGUGGGGCUGCUGCCCGCUCGUUAAGGCCGUGUGCUGUCCGGACCGCGAGCACUGUUGCCCACAAGGAUACACCUGCAACAUGGAGACGGGCACGUGUGAGAAGGCUAUGCUAGCGGUGGAGGCGGUCCCCGCUAAUGAUACACUGGUGCCGUGUGACGUCACGGGGCUGUUUGGCUGCCCCGAGCGAGAAACAUGCUGCCAGAACUCCAACUCUGAGUGGGCCUGCUGCCCCUCCCCCGGAGCCGUGUGCUGCGCCGACCUUAAGCAAUGUUGUCCCGCCGGUUUCUCGUGCGACUUAAAGACUGGCAGCUGCAGCCCGACUUUGCCCACCUGGGACAGAACCACAGACCUCUAACGUGCUGCUGGAACAAGAACCCUGGACACCCCCACCUCCUUUCAGCUGAUUUUUAACUGCCUUUGAUUGGAUGUGACUCUGCCCCCUCGUGGGCUGUCUUAAAUGAAGAGUUCAUGUUUUUUUUUUGUGAGAUGAAUUUGAUUGAUUGGGAUCAGUUGAGAUGAUCAUUUGAUCACAUCUGGUUCAUGUUCAAUAAAACAAAAAUUUGACCUUG